Molecule: messenger RNA, 327 nt
Organism: Xiphophorus hellerii (green swordtail)
Lineage: Eukaryota; Metazoa; Chordata; Actinopteri; Cyprinodontiformes; Poeciliidae
Product: ribonuclease inhibitor-like
Exons: 2
Molecular function (GO): protein binding
Source: RefSeq, a predicted model, not a curated record
GACUGUAACCUCUCAGAGAGAAGCUGUGAAGCUCUGUCCUCAGUUCUCAGCUCCCAGUCCUCCAGUCUCAGAGAACUGGACCUGAGUAACAACAACCUGCAGGAUUCAGGAGUGAAGCUUCUCUCUGCUGGACUGAAGAGUCCAAACUGCAACCUGGAAACUCUCAGCUUAUCAGGCUGUUUGGUCUCAGAGGAAGGCUGUGCUUCUCUGGCCUCAGCUCUGACCUCCAACCCCUCCCAUCUGAAAGAGUUGGACCUGAGCUACAAUCAUCCAGGAGACUCAGGAGUGAAGCUGCUGUCGGCUGGACUGAAGGAUCCACACUGGAGA